Molecule: messenger RNA, 1780 nt
Organism: Gambusia affinis (western mosquitofish)
Lineage: Eukaryota; Metazoa; Chordata; Actinopteri; Cyprinodontiformes; Poeciliidae
Gene: fibcd1a
Product: fibrinogen C domain containing 1a
Exons: 10
Coding region: 361-1722 (453 amino acids)
Source: RefSeq, a predicted model, not a curated record
CAAGGCUGCGAAAGCAGGUCCAGGUACACCUCCACUACGCGUCCAGUUGCCAUGGAGACCAGGUGUUUUCUGUUAAACAGCCCUAACCCCCUACCUAGAGUCCUUUAGUCCACCAGUGAAAACUGAAGAAAGGAACCGAAGAGUAAAACCAGCACAAACCUGGAUCUGGACCUGGAGCCGGACCUGGAAGAACUAGGCCCUCCCAGGUGCCACCCUACUGAGCAUGCUCAGUGGCGUCCAGCUGGAGGAUAAAUCCUCGGCGCUGAUGGGAUUAGCAGAGCAGAUUCUCUGAGCUGAACAGAACCAGCAUCAAGUUCUGAGGAGUUCUACUGGUUCUACUGGACCCUGAACCCCGGCAGAAUGAUGCUGAACGACGACUGGACCGUGAUGAACAACAGCAGCUCAGAGCUGGACGGCAGGAGGCCCCGCAGGUCAAAGAGGUGCUGCACCUUCCUCUUAUGGUCGGUAGGCGUGGUGUUCGCCAUGGCAGCGGUCGUCACGGCAACAGUGACGGUCCUCCAUCUCCACCAGCUCCCUCUGCCCAUCUUCAGCAGUGGCGGAGCCUCCACGCCAGCCGUCUCUGCCGGCUCUUCAGAAUCAGGCGCCCUGGUGACCAUCUCCCGCGUGGCGGACGGCGAGCCUGUCAGCGUCUUCCUGGACCCCGCCUGUCCCGACCUGAGCCAGGACUUCCUGCGGCUGGAGGCGCUGCACGGCUCGCUGCUGCACGCACUGACCAAUCGCAACGCAGACGACCACGGGAACGGGGGGGCCGUCCAGAAGCUGGGGGACGACCUGAAGAUGCUCUCAGGCCACGCCCACAACCUGAGGCUGGAGGCCGAUUUGCUGAAGAGGGAUCAAGGUGCUCUGGACCAGCGCAUGGACCGCCUGCAGAACGAGCAGAGCCGCAUCAUCCAGGUGCUGUCUGACAGCCACUCCGACAUCCUGAAGCUGGCUGAGAGCUGCAGCGAUUCUCUGCUCGGCCUGAAGAGGGAGACGGAGAGCCUGGGGAGGCUGAAGAGCGAGCUAAGUCGCAACAUCGCCCAGACAACCGUCCAGCCCAGAGACUGCAGCGAUGUCCUGGCAUCCGGCGUCUCCGUGGACGGAGUCUAUUCUGUGUUCCCAACCCACGACCCUGAGGGUUUCAUGGUCUACUGCGACCUGAGCACCGACGGCGGAGGCUGGACGGUGAUCCAGAGGAGGGAGGACGGCUCCGUGAACUUCUUCAGAGGCUGGGAGGCCUACAGGGACGGCUUCGGGACGACCACCGGGGAGCACUGGCUGGGCCUACACAGGAUCUACACCCUCACCAGGUCAGGAGGCUACGAGUUGCGUAUCGACAUGGCUGACUUUGAUAACGCCACUGCAUUCGCUCGCUACUCGGAUUUCUCUGUUGGUCGAGACUCAGUGAACCCGGAGGAGGACGGGUACCCACUGACCAUAGACGGCUACUCUGGAACGGCAGGAGACUCUCUCCUGAAGCACUCGGGGAUGCGGUUCACCACCAAAGAUCGAGACCAGGACCAAUCUGAGAACAAUUGUGCGGCGUACUACCAGGGGGCGUGGUGGUACCGGAACUGCCAUACCUCCAACCUGAAUGGACAGUACCUGAGAGGAGGCCACGCCUCCUACGCUGACGGUGUGGAAUGGUCCAGCUGGACCGGCUGGCAGUACUCGCUGCGGUUCACUGAGAUGAAGAUACGACCCAGAAGACCAGAGUCCUGAACCGGGCCCAGAACCUGGACCAGAGAAACUUUCCUCUUUAAUAAAUUGUUCUGAUCCA